AUGAAUGGCAGUCGAAGUGUUGAAGAUAAUAGUAAAAAUAUUAGAGGCGGCUGGUAUAACAAACGACGACAGUAUCGAUCGGUAGCAUUCGGUACCUGGAAAGUUGGUGAUGCUCGAGAUUUUUCUAUUAAACGCGGUAUUUCCGAAGGUGAAGGACAAUUAAUUCGAUCAUUAAAAACAAAUCAAAAUUAUUCGAUGACAACUGCAACCAAUCAAUUUUGUAUAUUAAAUGCAAGAAAAUUUGGAAUUCCAAUUAAUUAUAAUUGUAAUAAUUGUUUGGAUGAUACAAUAACAUCGAUAAAACAUGAAAGUAUUAUGCGACGAGGAAUGACUAAAGAAGGGCGAAGAGGAGGAAUACCUGAAUUCAAAUGUGUUAAUAUAUCAGAUCAUGAAAUAAUUAAUCGAAAAGGGAAAAAAUUGACCGAAUGCGAUGAUCAAGGCUUAAAUCGAUCAUAUGGCUCUUUAAGUCAACGAAAAAAAGAUAAAAUUAUAACAAGUAUACAAAGGGUACAUCAAAGAUCUCGUAGUGUUGGCAACGAUAAUCAUUUCUCACUUUGCUUAUCACCGUCUAAGCAAAGUCUCGGCAAUAUGUCGUCAACUCGAUGCAGUAAUCACUCAGGUGGCAAUAUCGGUAGCAGUAACGGCACUCAUCGUGGUUAUGGUACCAAUGGUAGCAGUGGUGGAUUGUUAAAUCCACUUAAAGCAACGAAAAAAUUUUUCAGAAAGAUAUAUGAUACGGCAACAUUGCCCAGCCGAUUACAUUCAAAAAUAUUAGCUUCAAGUGUAAUAGAGAAAAAUGAAAUUCCAACAACAUCAGUAUCAUCACAAUAUUCAUUUCUUGACGCUAGUUAUUCAUUAGAAAUACCAGAUGAUGAGCCAUCUUAUCAGUAUGAUAAUGAUAUUACUAAUCAAGAUGCGACAAAUUGUUCCACUACUGUCAAUCAUGAUUCUGAUUUAGCGCCAUCGGCUCUGAAACCAAUUAUCAUAACUGAUGAUACAAUGAAUGAUUCGGGUUUGUCACGUUCAAUAAGUUCCAAUGACUCACAAAAGACUUCUUUUGGUGAUUUUCGGUCUUGGAAUGAAGUGUUUAAUCAUCUCAAACGUGAAAUGGCUUAUAUGCGACAACGUGAUGCGCAAAUUUUUGCGGACUUACAAUUUGUGGAACAUCAAUUACGAAAUGUGAAAAAUCAAACUAUGGCAAAAUCCGAUUAUAUUAUGAGCAACAAUAAUAAUAAUAGUUAUAGCAUAAAUAUUAAUAAUGCUAAUAAUGAUGGUUAUAUUUUAAAUAAACGACAAAUUAAAUUAGGCGAUUUAGUUGAAAGUAUGCCGUUAUGA
Molecule: messenger RNA, 1335 nt
Organism: Brugia pahangi
Lineage: Eukaryota; Metazoa; Nematoda; Chromadorea; Rhabditida; Onchocercidae
Source: the annotation of a GenBank genome assembly